AUGUCACCAAUCAUCCUUCUUAUCUUAGGCUUAGCUAGCAGUUCCACCCAAGAAUGUGAUGACCCUACUCGCCAUAUCACUGAAGACAUCGUCAUGUCCAGAUCCAAGAAAAAAGGCUGCGAAUAUAAUAAUGCAGGGCCAGCUGACUACUAUGUAUUAUCUCUCCAAUGGAAACCUUCUUCUGACUGUGCCAAAACUGACUCCUGUGCUCCUGGCUACCUAACCCAAGAUUUUAGUAUCCAUGGUCUAUGGCCAAACCGUUUGGAUGGCAAUCAUCCUUUCUGCUGUCAUCCAACUGAUCACUUUGUGCCAAGCCAAGACCUCGAAAAGGAGCUUGUGAAGUAUUGGCAGUCUUUUAAAGACGACCAACUUUCUUUUUGGGACCACGAAUGGGCAAAGCAUGGGACCUGCUCACUAUUUAAGACUCCUGAAGACUAUUUCAGAGGCGGACUCAUGCUAUUCAAACAAGUCGACCCAGAAGGGAUUUUUAAUAAAUUUGAUAUUCAGCCUGGGGAAAGCCAUAAUGUAAAAGAAUAUAUCGAUGCCUUAGGAGAUGACGCAUAUCCUGUGUGCAGGCGUGAUAAGCAGACAGGAGAGACUAUCCUUUCAGAAGUAAGAUACUGCUUCGAUUUCGCAGGAAAGCUAAUAAUUUGUCAGAAGAGAGAGGAGUAUAGCUGCAGAAAUGGCAAAGAAAUCAAGUUUAGGGCUUAA
Molecule: messenger RNA, 711 nt
Organism: Blepharisma stoltei
Lineage: Eukaryota; Ciliophora; Heterotrichea; Heterotrichida; Blepharismidae
Source: the annotation of a GenBank genome assembly